GCCGUCGUUGUCGAUAAAGUGGAUCACCAUUUUAUACAAUCCACGGUCUCUGGAGGGGAAGAGAGAGAGAGAUUCUACCUCGCGGAGCACGCAGUAGUAGCCCGUGAUGUUCUCGUCGUCGUCACUCGUGUUGUGGCGCUGACGAAGUGCACACGGUUGUUCCCGUUUCCAUCGGUCAGUGCCGGCAAGUGGUGGGUGUGUUCGGUUUCUCCGGUGCUCGGCACGAACGAAAGCAAGAAAAACCAAGAACGCGCGAAUUAUCCCGCUGAGGACAUCAGUCAUGGGCGGAUACGCAUGGGUUACCUUAGCCACAAACGAUGCCUACUGUCUGGGAGUACUGGUCCUGGCACACUCUUUGCGUCGUGUCAACACCAAGCACGAUCUGGUUUGUUUGAUCACUCCUGGAGUCACGGCAAAGAUGAGGGAAACAUUGGAGGCAGUAUUUUCCUUGGUUCAGGAAGUUAAUGUUCUCGACUCGAAGGACGAGCAAAAAUUGGCUCUGCUGGCUAGACCAGAAUUGGGCAUUACGUUCACCAAGUUACAUUGUUGGAGGCUAACUCAGUAUGAGAAGUGUGUUUUUGUUGACGCAGACACUCUUGUCGUACAAAAUUGCGACGAGUUAUUCGAGCGUGAAGAACUAUCAGCCGCGCCCGAUGUCGGCUGGCCUGACUGCUUUAAUUCCGGAGUAUUUGUCUUCAGACCCUCUCAAGAAACAUUCGCAUCAAUCAUCGCGUUUGCCGCUUCCAAAGGCUCGUUUGAUGGCGGGGAUCAAGGUUUAUUGAAUAUGUACUUCAGCGAUUGGGCCACUAAGGACAUCUCCAAACAUCUACCGUUUAUUUACAAUAUGUGUUCCACCGCGACGUAUUCCUAUCUUCCCGCGUUCAAACAAUUUGGCGAGGAUGUGAGAAUAAUUCAUUUUAUUGGUAUAACGAAACCGUGGUUACAGUAUUUUGAUACUCUAACUGGUAUCGUGUAUCCACCACCUGAAUCUAUGCACUUGCAACCGCUAUUGCAACUGUGGUUUAACAUAUUCUACGAGAAAGUACAUCCCCACCUAACCACUUCUAUGGCCACCAGCACAUUGGCUCCAAUUUGGCACUCAUUUACUUUCCCGUCCUACGCACCCCCCGUUCCCGAAUACUCCGUUUACUCCGACACGACGAGCAACAACACUUACUCGCAAACGCCGGACUUUUCCGAGUUUAAAGAUCCCUGGGAAGAAUAUUCUCCGCAGAACGAAUCGUUUCCGAUCGCUAAAAGCACACCUCUCGAAUACAUUCAGCAAUUUCGCUACGAAGAACAGCAAUCGUCUUAUACACCCAUUCAAACGUACGAACAACAAUAUUCCACGCAACAUGAACAAAGUCAGCAUCAAGAACACGCCACUUCUCAUUUUAGUGAGAAUCGAGAACAUUACACACAACACACUUAUCAUCCCUGGCAGCAAGUUAGCGAACAAAGACACCAUGACGAACCCCAUCAGCAUAAUGAACAUAAACAUCACGAUCAACAAAGACAUUAUCACGAGCAACGCCAGUAUCACGAACACAGGCACCAACAUUACGAACAGCAUCAGCCUGAACAGAAAUAUCACUAUGAACAUCAGCAUCAUGAAAAUAAACACGAACAUUAUAGCGAGCAAAAACCACACAAUGAUCAUCAUCAACACUCGGAACAAUCUCAGCAACACGAGUCUCACAGAAACAAAACAAGCGAAUAUCAGAUUCAUCAAACGGUUCACGAGCAUUAUACUGGCGAAUCUCAGUCGCAUUUCGCCGAAGUGGGGCGCGAACAUCACGCUAGUAAUAGUAAUCAAGCUAGUCAUCAUCACACGAAUCAUCAGAAUUACACUGUUUCACAAAAUGGUCAUGCUACGAGCAAUGAGCACAAUCAGCACGUUCAAGACAAAUAUUUUGCACCUUAUUCUCAUAACGAAAAGAGUAGCGAACAGUCGUCGAAAGCUGCAAACAAGCAGACAGAUUUACGGAGAAUUGAUUCCUAUCUUCCCUCUCCCGCACCUUGUACAGAUCUCCACAAUGUAGCCACGCAAUCUGAUCCGAACGUAGUGGAACAUCUAGACAGUGCAAAUGCGGGGAUCGCCGGUGCCUUAGCUCAAAUGACACUGGGCCAACCAAGAAGCGCCGAGCAAAUAGCUUACGAAGAGCACAUGCGAAAACAGAGUUGGGAACAGGGACAGAUCGACUACAUGGGUCGCGACAGCUUCGACAACAUCUGGAAAAAGAUCAGCGAAACGCUUUCUCUCGCGCCGGAACGGCAACCGACUCCACCCAAAGAGGAUAUCGCUAAACCUGAAGAAAGUGCUGCUGCUGCUGCUGCUGAGCCUGCUGUGAAGACUCCUAUAGACGUGCCUAUAGACGUGCCUAUAGACGUGGAAGUGAACAAACCAGCCGUUGAGGCGGACAAGGAUCCAACACAGUCUUUAGUAUGCGCAAUUCCCGAAGAGAAGAUUUCAGUGACGCAAACUCCCGAACAAACAACAUUAUUUGCCGAGGAAAAAACCGAGGAAUCAGAAGUAAAAGCUGCAUCAGCAACGAAAGAAUCUAGCGAGCCGAUAUCAUCGGCCGUCACGGAAGAAUUGAAGGACGUGAAGACUCAAGCGCUUGUACAAAUAUCGGAAUAUCGGUCGCCUGCGGAAACGAUCGCGGAGCAAUGCAAGCUCGCAAGUCCGCCGACGACACAGAAAACGACACCUCAAGACGAAAGUCUUCUCGAAACGAAAGAAUCGCAAGCGGACGCGACCUGUAAGGAAGAAGCAAUUGCUCCCGUUACGCAAACUGAUAGCGCGACAACACUUGUCAAACCAGAAAGCCUAGCUUUCUCUUCUCAAGAAGCGUCGCAAACCGCAGAUGCUCCAACUAACGUUGAUGCUUCGCAAGCAGUCACUACUUCUGUUGAAACAAGUAAAGAACCGUCUCAAGAUAGCACGAAAUGUGCAAGUGAAACUACGGUUGACAUAACGCAGCCUCUCACAAUAGAUCCAAGCGAGCAGCAUGCGGAAGUGCUGUUGGCAGCUUCCGAAGUCUCUACCGUAAGUCCCGUCCCUAUUCAGGUGGCGGAAGCGGUUCUUCAAGCGGAGCCAAAAGAAUCCGUGUCGGACACGGCCGCGGCCGCGAGCGAUCAGGCGAUUGCCACAACGGUUACGGCUGUACACAGGUCCGCGGAUAUCUCUCCCGUUGAGACGACGGGGCACGUUCAAUUAAAUGGAUCGGCUUGCGAGUCUGAGAGGCGCAGCGAUGUUGCGGUACUUCCCGAAAAGGAUCUACCGGAAAAGGCUGAUACUUCUAUCAAGGUAUCGAAGAAAUCAGUUGCGACAACAGAAGCACCGCCUGCUACUGAAAAGAAGGAAGAGUCCAAUAGCGGUGCAGCGCUUUCGGAAGAAUCAUCUGCAAAGGCAGAAAAGUUAGCUGAACAGACUGCAAAAGAAGAAACAAAAGAAACAAAGCAAAUCGAAAAGACGGAAGCAUCAAAAACGAAACCUGCUGAACAGAUUGCGAAGACAGAAACGGUCGCGAAAGCUGAAAAACCGAAAGAAGCGUCGCUCGAAAUCAAAGUAAAGGAAACAGCCACAAAAUCGUCAGAUACAAGCAAGGUCCCAGAAUCACCGAUUACCGAACAGAGCCCAUCGGUAGAAGAAUCCAUUAAAGCGAAAGCGACGAACAUCCCAUCGACGCCGACAGUGAUCGAAGCUACACCGCCAACCAGUCCGUCCGCAGAGACCCCACGGGAAUUAGAAGAAAAACCUGCGAAGAAAGACCUAAAGAAGUCCGAUUCAGCGGAGGGCGCGGACAGCGAGAGCGCAGAUAAAAAGACGGCGAAAAAGACGGUUAAGAAGGUGACGAAGAAACCGAAGGCAAAACCUGAAGAGGCGACAGGUUCCUCUGUCUCAGAAAGCGCUCCUGCGGACAGUUCGCCGAGCAAACCGAAGAAAACCGUAAAAGUCGCUAAAAAAAAUAACACGAAGACAGGACUGACAUUGGAAACUAGCGCAGGCGUGCCGGAAACACCACCGCCGCCGUCGCCAGCCGUCAGUACCGCCGCCCCCGACGUGCCUGUUCCGCCCAAACGGAAGACGAAGAGCAGCACUUCGAGCUCAAAAGAAACGGUCGAUAGUAAGAAACCCGACGGAGAAGAAUAAUCAGUCGCGACAAUAAUCUCGAACAGCGCGGAGGUCUCUCCGAGAGAGACUAAGAAAACGUUUAAUAGACAUCCAUGAGAUCGCAAGAUCUUAUUUACACAUUCGCGUUGGGCGGGUAUAAUAUCCAAGUUAUGCAAUCACAAAUUUUAACCCUUUCGAGGCUGCGUUCUUGCAAGACUGACGCUAAAUGUUCGAUUUAAUGAUUAUUCUAGCCUCAUGUAAAAAAAAAAAAAAAAAAA
Pseudomyrmex gracilis is the source of this 4395-nucleotide messenger RNA. RefSeq names its product neurofilament heavy polypeptide (gene Gyg). Bases 281 to 4156 code for a protein of 1291 amino acids. NCBI's taxonomy places the organism in Eukaryota, Metazoa, Arthropoda, Insecta, Hymenoptera, Formicidae. The record is from RefSeq and is a predicted model, not a curated record. The transcript has 9 exons. Gene Ontology annotation, molecular function: glycosyltransferase activity. Gene Ontology annotation, cellular component: cytoplasm.